AGGGCACAGAAUUUAGGGUUCUUGCCAGGGAGAAUGAGGGACGAGCGGCAGCUGCCGCAUCGCAAGCGCACCUUUGAUCGGAUGCUGGGGGACGUCGUUGGCGACGUGGAGGUAGAUAUCGACGGCGAUGUGGAGGUGGAUGUGGAUGUGAGUGGAUUGGAGCAGCACGACAUCGCCGAUACUACCACGAGCAAUGCAGCCCCGGCGGAGAUGGAUUUGGAGGGGUUUGAGUCCGUCAUGGUGGGGGAAUGCGACGACGAGCAGGAGGAAGAGGUGGAGGAGGACGAGGACGAGGAGGAAGAUGAAGAUUAUGCGCUGCGGUUUGAGGGAGAUAUGGACCCGCUGGCCUUUGUGGACGUGGAUCAGAAUGGUGAUCUCCCCUACCAGCAGUUUGAGAGGCUAGAGUAUGAGGCACUGGCGGAGCGAAAGCGCAAGGCUCUCGCGAAGAAGAGAGAAGAGGAGGAGAUGAAUGCCAAAGAAAGUCAGCAGGACAUCUUUGGCGCAGACAUAGACGACAUUUGGAAUGCUUUCGGCCCAAAGCGAAGAAGACGAGCGGGAGAGGCAAAGCGGAAAGGAAGGAAAAAAGUUCCUGGCAUUCCUGGUGCGUCGAGAUUGCCUCCAGAGGUCUCGAGGAAACUGGGAGAAGCUAACUUGCUUUAUGCAACGAGAAAGAACGACGAGGCAAUCGCUCUCCUGAAAGAAGUGGUGCGUCUCGCUCCAAACGCUCCUGAUGCUUAUCACACGCUGGGGCUGCUCUACGACGCAAUGGGAGACCGGAAGAAGGCGCUAAACUUCUAUAUGAUAUGCGCGCACCUCAAGCCGAAAGACGCUGCUCUGUGGAAGCGGCUUGCGUCCUGGUCUACUGAGUUGGGAAAUACAGGACAAGUGAUUCACUGCCUGACCAAAGCAAUAAGGGCCGAUCCUGAUGACAUAGAUGCCAAGUGGGAUCGUGCCUCACUAUACGCUGAAAUACUUGACUUCCAGAAAGCGGCCGACGCGUUUGAACAGAUGCUUGUUUUGCGAUCGAGCGAUGUAGAAGUUUGCAAAAUGGUUGCCAAGAUGCAACACAAGAAUGGGAAUAUCCAACGGGCAACGGAAGUAUUAGAAAAGUUUAUUGACGAGCAUUCUGCUGAAGCGGAUUUUGCUGCGGUGAAUCUCCUGGCUGAGCUUCACAUGGGAAACAGGAAUUACGCUGCAGCUCUAUCUCAGAUAGAUCGUGCACGCCAAAUGUAUUGCCAUGGACAGGCACUACCGCUGGACUUAAGCAUUAAGUCUGGGAUCUGCCACGUUCACUUGGGAAAUUUACUCGCAGCCGAGAGGGACUUCGAGGAUUUACGUAAGGAGGGUCUUGACGAUCUUGCGGACUUGGUGUUGGAUGUUGGAGAUACCUACCUGAGCGUUGGUAGACACCACGACGCUCUUGGAUACUAUAUUAUUCUGGAAGGCAACGAUGCUUAUGAUAACGGGACCCUUUCACUGAAAAUUGCUGAGUGUUACAUGGCGGUCGACGCAUUGGAAGAUGCCAUCCGAGUUUACUAUAGGGUGAUGGAAAAAUUGCCACAACACGUAGACGCUAGGCUAACGCUGGCAUCUCUUCUUUUGAGAUGUUCUAGACUGGAUGAUGCAAUAAAUCUGCUGAAGCCUCCUCAAGUUACAGAUACGUCCGUCUCCGGUCUUUACUGGUGGCAGAACGGAAGAAUAAAGAUGAAGCUUGCAGAAAUUUAUCAUGGCCAAGGGAAGCUUUAUCUGUUUCUGGAGACCAUCUUACCUGCAAUUCAAGAAAGCCUCUAUGUCGAGUCUUUUAACCAAAAGGUGAAAGGAAGAAAACGCUUACCGAAAAGUGUCCUAGCAGAGCGGGCAAAGCUCUUGGAAGACAAGCAAGACGACGAGGUGUUUCAAGGCUUUGGUCCGAUCAUUUCUCGUAAUGAUAGGGCUAAAGCAUCAAGAGCAAAGAAGGUGUUAGCAAAACGCGCAGCCGAGAAAGAGGAAAAGAAAGCAGCAGCACUCGCUGCUGGUAUGGAGUGGGAGUCUGAAGAAGAGUCGGACGGAGCAGAAGCUGAAAUGGAAUUAAAGCAAUCACCACUUCCAAAUCUAUUGAAAGACGACGAACACUAUCAAACGCUGCUUCAGGCAUGCAAGGCUUUAGCAUCCAUCCAACGCUAUUGGGAAGCUUUGGAAGUCAUACAUCACUCGCUAAGGGUGGGAAAUUCGCUAACACCCGAGCAACACGACGAACUUCGAGCCUUGGGAGCCCAAAUAGCUUACAAAACAAGUGAUGCAAGAUAUGGCUACGAGUGUGCGCGUUACAUGGUCCAACAACGUCCAUACAGCCUAAGUAUGUGGAAUUGCUACUACCAAGUCGUCUCAAGGUCUGAAGCUCGCGUGCCAAGGCACCACAAGUUUAUGCUCCAGAUGCGGAACAAAUUCGCGGACUGUGUCCCUGCGAUGAUUAUUUGUGGACACCAGUUUGCUAUGAUCAGCCAGUCACAAGGCGCUCUUCGCGAAUAUCUACAGGCUUACAAGCAGCAGCCGGAAGACCCGUUUAUAAACCUCUGCGUUGGUGUGAGCUUCAUCAAUCUAUCACAGGGCUUUAGACUGAGCAAUCGAAACCAGUGCGUCUUACAAGGCUUUGCUUUCCUCUACAAGUACCAGCGUCUCUCAAAUCACAACCAGGAAUCAAAUUACAACAUCGCCAGAGCCUACCACUGUGUUGGUCUCGUUCACUUGGCCGUGACUUACUACGAGAAAGUUCUCCAGCACUUUGAGAAAGAUCGACCCAUCGUCCGGCUACCGUACGAAUCGAGUACGUUUUUAUCCCAGGAUUUUGUCCCCGAGGGACGAGUUGGCGGCCACUGCGACCUGAGAAGGGAGGCCGCUCACAACUUACACCUGAUCUACAAGAAGAGUGGCUCUCUCCAUCUUGCGAGGCAAGUUCUCAUGGAUUAUUGUAGGCCAUAACCAUUCCCUUGUAAAAAUACUGAUUAAGAUAAUAAAAGUAGUUUAAGCCUAAUAAAAAAUCAC
Selaginella moellendorffii is the source of this 3021-nucleotide messenger RNA. Its product is annotated as general transcription factor 3C polypeptide 3. The record is from RefSeq and is a predicted model, not a curated record. Gene Ontology annotation, molecular function: protein binding. NCBI's taxonomy places the organism in Eukaryota, Viridiplantae, Streptophyta, Lycopodiopsida, Selaginellales, Selaginellaceae. Gene Ontology annotation, biological process: transcription by RNA polymerase III. The transcript has 18 exons. Bases 34 to 2958 code for a protein of 974 amino acids. Gene Ontology annotation, cellular component: transcription factor TFIIIC complex.